Messenger RNA from Phascolarctos cinereus (koala), 3483 nucleotides. It is a transcript of the gene DNER, whose product is annotated as delta/notch like EGF repeat containing. Gene Ontology annotation, molecular function: calcium ion binding. The record is from RefSeq and is a predicted model, not a curated record. NCBI's taxonomy places the organism in Eukaryota, Metazoa, Chordata, Mammalia, Diprotodontia, Phascolarctidae.
UCCCCUCCUCCCCCCAAUUUUCCCCGCCCCGCAGGCCCCGCCCGCGCGUUGCCCGGGGAACCGCGGGUCCCCGCAGCUGCAAAAAAGCAACCGUAGGAGCGUGCGGCCGGCCGCUGUUGCUGCUGCUUCUGCUGCUCCUGGCGCUCCUGCCUCGAGCCUUGAGCCCCGGCGGCAGCGCCCCAGCCCCUGCCCCGACCCCAGCCCCGGUCCCAGCCCGGCCGGGCCGCGGUCCCGCAGCGCCCUCCGCGCGCCUUCGAGCUCCCUUCCCCACCCCCGAACUCCUCUCCGGGCCAUGCUGCCCACCCGGCGCCCCCGCCGCCGCCGCCUCCUACCCCCCUUGCCGACCGCCCCGCUCCCCGUCGGCAGGCCGCUGCUGCCGGGGCUGCUGCUGCUGCUGCUGAGUCCGGGGCCAUCCCGGUCCCUGCCAGUCACUCCGGCCGUGCCCUUCCCGGACCCCUGCGCGCUGCAGCCCUGCAGGAACAACGGCACCUGCUCCCCCAGCGCGAGCGCGAGCCCCGGCCCCGGGCAGCAGCAGCCCGACGUCCAGGAGUCCCCCGACCUGGGCUACAGCUGCACCUGCCCCGCCGGAGUCACGGGCAGCAACUGCCAGUUUGUAGCAGACCCUUGUGCCAGCAACCCUUGUCUCCAUGGCAACUGUAGCACCAGCGAGGAUGGAUACUUUUGCAUUUGUGAUGAAGGCUACUCAGGUAUCAGCUGUGAGCAAGCAUCUCCCAAGCUCCCUGUCUCCAGUUGGACAGAGUCCCCAGCUCCAAGGCAACUCCAGCCUGUCUCCUCAACACAAGAGCCUGAAGAAAUCUUGCCCCCAUCACAAGCAACUGUGACCCUUCCCACAUGGCAGCCAAAAGAGGGUCAGAAAGUUGUAAAUAUGAAAUGGGAUGAAAUAGAGAUAAUCCCGGAUAUUGCCUGUGGGAAUGCCAGUUCCAAUAAUUCUUCUGGAGGCCGGCUGGUAUCCUUUGAAGUUCCACAAAACACUUCAGUAAAGAUUUGGAAAGAUGCCACAGCAUCUCUUAUUUUGCUCUGGAAGGUCACAGCAACUGGAUUUAAGCAAUGCUCCCUUAUUGAUGGCAGAAGUGUUACUCUCCUCCAAGCGCUGGGUGGCCUCGUGCUCUCUGAGGAAAUGCUUGCCUUGGGAAACAAUUACUUUAUUGGUUUCGUGAAUGAUUCUGUUAGUAAAUGCAUUGUGGCUUUGCGCUUGACUGUGGUCGUGAAGGUCAGCACCUGUGUGGCAGUGGACAGCAAGUCACAUGAUAUACAGUGUUCUGGAAAGGGAAAAUGUACCACCACACCAGCAGAGGUGACUUUUUCCUGUGACUGUGAGGACCAGUAUGUGGGCACUUUCUGUGAAGAAUUCGACGCCUGCCAAGGACAACCAUGUCAGAACAAUGGCAGUUGCGUUGAUGCCAUUGAAAAACAUGAUGGGAACAAUUUCACCUGUGUUUGCCUGGCUGGUUACACCGGUGAGCUUUGCCAGACCAUGGUGGAUUACUGCAUUUUAGAACCAUGCAAAAGAGCGACAUGCGUUUCAAAUCUCAGUGGAUUCAGCUGCCAAUGUCCAGAAGAAUAUUCUGGACCGUCUUGUGAAGAGAAAGUAGAUCCGUGCGUCUCGUUGCCCUGCCAGAAUAACGGGACGUGCUACGCUGCCCGGGCUCACUUUACCUGCAGCUGUAGUGCGGGAUUCACCGGACCCACGUGUGCCCAGCUGAUCGACUUCUGUGCCCUGAAUCCUUGUGCCCAUGGAACAUGCCGCAGCGUUGGGACGAGCUAUAAGUGUCUCUGCGAUCCUGGUUAUCAUGGCCUUUAUUGUGAAGAGGAAGACAAUGAAUGCCUUUCCGCCCCUUGCCAGAAUGGGGCCACUUGCAGGGAUCUUGUGAACAGCUACGAGUGUGUGUGCCUCCCAGAAUAUAAAGGAUCACACUGUGAAUUGUACAAGGAUCCCUGUGCUAACAUCAGUUGCCUGAAUGGUGGGACCUGUGACAGUGAAAGUCUGAAUGGCACCUGUAUCUGCUUACCUGGGUUUACAGGUGAAGACUGUGAGACUGAGAUAAACGAAUGUGAGAGUAACCCCUGCCAUCACUCUGGGACCUGCAUAGACCAGACCAAUGGUUACAUAUGUCACUGCCCCCACAACUGGAUUGGACCAAACUGUGAAGUCCAUCUCCAGUGGAGGUCCGGACCCAUGGCGGAGAGCCUGAGCAGUAUGCCACGCCACUCCCUCUACAUCAUCAUCGGCGCCCUCUGCGUGGCCUUCGUCCUCAUGCUGAUCAUCCUCAUUGUGGGCAUCUGCCGUAUCAGCCGGAUCGAAUACCAGGGCUCCGCCAGGCCAGCCUACGAGGAGUUCUACAACUGCAGGAGCAUCGACAGUGAAUUCAGCAGCGCCAUUGCCUCCAUCCGCCAUGCCAGGUUUGGAAAGAAAUCCCGACCUACUAUGUAUGAUGCAACUCCCAUUGCUUAUGAGGAUUACAGUCCUGAUGACAAACCCUUGGUCACACUGAUUAAAACAAAAGAUUUGUAAUCGACUGUAUCUUUUUUGGAUUAUUUUUCAAAAAGAUGAGAUACAACACUAAUUUAAAUAUUUUUAAGAGUAAAAAAAUCCUAAGAAAUUUAAAUUGUUAGCUGCUCAAGAAUUUUCUGUAGAAUAUUUAAGAACUAAUUUUCUGCAGCUUUUAGUUUGAAGAAAUAUUUUAAAACCGAAUUUGUGAUGUUCAUAGACUACAUUUUAAUGUACUUUCAGCUCUCUGAACCAUAGGCUUCUAAUAGUGUGUGCUCUUUUCACGGUAGACACUAUUAUGACACCCAGAUUAAUUUCUGUGCUUGUUACAGAAUAAGUCUAAUGGAGAAGAAGUUUCUAUUUGACAUUAAAGUGUCGGCUUUCUGAGUAGAGUUAGGAAAAAAAAUGUAAAGCGUAGUCUGAUGCAUAAUACAGUAUAUCCAUAUCUUAAAAGAAGUCUAAGAUGUGUGUGUUGUGAAAAAGAAACUAGUUACAUUAAUUAUUCCUCACCUGAAUGAAUUAGCUUUUUGCCUUAUUCUGUGCAUGGGUAGAGAUCCUAUUUCUGCAUUAUUUGGUUGAAUCUUGUGGAAGCAUACUUCGGAGUUCAAUGUUUGUCGGGUUUUGUUUUGUUCUGUAAUAGUCUUCAAGGUAGGCCACCUUCACAGAACAAACAAACAAACUACAGGUUCAGUGAGUACCUGGGAAGGCUGAUUUGGUGAUGGUGUUGGUCCUAUAUUUUUCUUUGGAAAGUCCAAGUUUUUCUAUUGUGAGUAAAUCAAAUCUGUGUUUUAAAUUGUUUGCUCUUAAGAGGUUGCAAAUGUAUGAGAGAAGCAGCUCUUUGAAUAGCGUGUGUUUCUCCUUGCAUAUCUUAUUUAUGCCCAAGACCUUUUUUUGUGGCUGUAUUUGAAUGCUGAGCUUCUUCAAGUUCUUGCUGAUUUCAAAGGAUAUUAAAUAAAUGUUAUCAUAUCAGUGGU